GCAAGAGGUGUGUUGAGGGUGUAAAAGUGGUGAUGAUGUACGGAUAUUGUGAGAAACUGCAAAACGACUCAUGGAAGGAACAAUAAAAGCAAAGGGGUCUUGCUUUGCAGGUGUACUGUACUAUACUAACCCCUAAACAUAACACUCACCCCACGAAAUGGACACCUCUUUAAUAACCAUAUUUAUUUAUUUUUCCUUCCUAAAUCAUAAUCACCCUAAAAAGAUACUCUUGCUAAUUUUUGUCUUUCUACUUCUAGUUCCUACCUUGCACCUCAACACGCCACGUUCUCCGCCACUACUGCCCCUUGAGUUGGGGCAUGGCAAUGGAGGGACACGCCUCGCUCGCUCUCCUUAAAUCUCACUUGUCCUUAUUUGGUGCUCCACUUCCUUCUCUCUUUCUCCGUUAAUUUGUUUUUGUUUUCUCCGCCUUCCUUGUAUGAGAAAGAGGAGAGACAUGGACUCUCCAAACACACAACAAGGCCUCCUUCCCUCCAAGAAAGGUGUGAAAGAUAGUUUGUACACUGAACUGUGGCGUGCAUGUGCUGGGUCAUUCGUUUAUGUUCCUCGCGAAGAAGAGACGGUUCUCUACUUCCCUCAAGGUCACUUGGAGCAGGUUGCUGCAUAUACUCAGCAUCAGCAAGAUGGUCACAUGGAAAUUCCUGUGUAUGAUUUGCCUUCUAAGAUCUUAUGCAAGAUUUUGCAUAUUGAAUUAAAGGCCGAAGCCUUCUCAGACGAGGUUUAUGCUCAAGUUACAUUAGUUCCGGCGCUCAAGCAAGAUAACCUUCGUUUGGAGGUGGAAGAGAAUGAUCAGAUACCUUCCAUAACUACAACCUAUACUUUUAGUAAGAUACUCACUCCAUCAGACACAAGUACACAUGGUGGAUUCUCUGUUCCGAAGAAACAUGCUGAUGAAUGCUUCCCUCCGCUGGACAUGACUCAACAAACACCAGCGCAGGAAAUUGUUGCAAAGGACUUGAAUGGGUUUGAGUGGCAUUUUCGACACAUAUAUCGUGGUAAGCCGAAACGACACUUGCUUACUAGCGGUUGGAGCACAUUCGUGAAUGCAAAGAAACUUGUUGCUGGAGAUUCAUGCAUUUUCGUUAGAGCGGAAUCUGGAGAAAUUCGUGUUGGGAUUCGUCGGGCAACGGAACAUCUCAGCAAUGUAUCGCAAUCUUCAUCUCUGAUAUCGGGUCAUAGCAUGCAACUUGGAAUUUUGGCUAGUGCUUCCCACGCUGUUAGCUCAGGAACCAUGUUUAUUGUCUAUUACCACCCAUGGACAAAUCCCUUUGAAUUUAUUGUUCCUUUGCGAACCUAUCUGAAGUCAACUGUACCAGACUAUCCAAUUGGAAUGAGGGUACAAAUGCAGCAUGAAGUUGAAGAAUCUUUAAGAAGACAUGCAGGUACGAUAAUUGGUCAUGAAGAUAUCGACAAGAUUAGGUGGCCUGGUUCUGAAUGGAGAUGUCUCAAGGUGCAAUGGGAUGCCGUACUAGAUGACAAAAUGAAUCCUGAAAGGGUUUGUCCUUGGUGGAUUGAGCCCUUGGAAUCUGCCAAGGAGAAGAAGCAAGUUCCUGCUCUCCCCACAACAAAAAAAGCACUUGCACUUAACCAGCGCUCUUUGCCUGGAAUAAGUAGCUUUGGCAUGCAUGAUGGUCAGAAUUCAGCUGGGCCUUCAUCUCAGACUCGGAGAGAAGAUAGAGACUUGCAAGGUCAAGAUUACAGCGGCAUACAUUCUGCACAGCCUUUACAAAGAGCACCACCAACUGAUGUUAUCCACCCCUCGAAGGUCCCAAUCCGUGGCUCGCGGUUUGGGAAGGAGAAUCCGAAUCAGCUUCCCUUUCCCAUGCAAGGUCCUCUUCAUAAAUCUCUUAGCAGAUCAAUGUCACUUACACAUGAAGACCUGUCAAUUACAAGCUCAAAUCUAAGCUCCAUUGGUUCUGAAUCUCUGGGAUGGCCUUCAACUGAAUCUAGAAAUGAAAAUGAUGUUCCUUUUGGGCAGCCUGGCAGUUGCAGUACAUUCAAGCUUUUUGGAGUUAGCUUAAUUGACCGCUCCUCGGAGCUCCCUUCAUUGCAAUCUGCUGCUUUCAACAAGACUUCGAGUCUCCUUUCUAAUCCUCCAAUGCGUGUUGCCCCAGGGAAAACAUGUAAGAAGUGUCACCGUGUUAAUAAUCGGAGCUGCACAAAGGUGCUUAAGUUGGGAACUGCUCUUGGAAGAGCAGUCGACCUUGCACGCUUUCAUGGAUAUACCGAACUCAUUGCUGAACUCGACUCCAUGUUUGAGUUUCGAGGAAGUUUAAUCAAUGAAAGCAGUGGAUGGCAUGUCACAUGCAUGGAUGAUGAUGGAGACAUGAUGCAAUUAGGAGAUUAUCCAUGGCAGGAUUUCCAGGGUGUGGUGCAAAAGAUGAUCAUAUGUCCAAAGGAAGGUACUAACAAUAUCAAGCCAAGCUCCUCAGCAAAUCCAUCAAGCCUUUAGUUACCUUCCUUUUCUCCCUUUCUCCUCCAGUGCAUGCAUGCACAGCUUGCAGUACCGUGUUGUUUCUGGUUCCAAUACAUUUCUCUUUUCCUGACAAUCUCGGAGAUCCGCAAUAUCAUAAGUUUCUGCAGUGAUGGCUUUAUAGAAAUAUAGCAAUCAUAGUUAAAUUUACAGGGUGAAAAAACCAAAACUGUUUUUUUUGUUGUUGUUUUAAGAAUCUGUUUUUCAUGAUACUUGUGGAAAGUACUCAUGAUUGUGAAAUAAAUAAUUGACAAUAAUUAAUGCAUGGCCAUUCCGUCCUCAUGAACGGGCGUUGCGUUUAAAA
This is a messenger RNA of Glycine soja, 2795 nucleotides long. Its product is annotated as auxin response factor 2-like. Bases 437 to 2470 code for a protein of 677 amino acids. The record is from RefSeq and is a predicted model, not a curated record. Lineage: Eukaryota; Viridiplantae; Streptophyta; Magnoliopsida; Fabales; Fabaceae. Gene Ontology annotation, biological process: response to hormone; regulation of DNA-templated transcription. Gene Ontology annotation, cellular component: nucleus. The transcript has 15 exons. Gene Ontology annotation, molecular function: DNA binding; protein binding.